Molecule: messenger RNA, 712 nt
Organism: Arachis duranensis
Lineage: Eukaryota; Viridiplantae; Streptophyta; Magnoliopsida; Fabales; Fabaceae
Exons: 1
Coding region: 172-540 (122 amino acids)
Source: RefSeq, a predicted model, not a curated record
CAAAACCAAACCUCCUAGAAAGCUCCAAACAACACCUGAAAGAUCUUCAACAACACAAUAAAAACUCACUCCCAAGUCCCAACAACUUCACAAACAAAGAGCAAACAUAUUACUUCUUUUAACCCAGCUAGCUACUCACUCAUAACAAUAAUAAUAAGAAAAAUAACAUACAUGGCUAGAUACUAUAAUGAUCAAUACUACUUCUGGGAAUAUUUCUCUUUCCCACUUCACCUAUGCUUCUUCAUGUUCAUACUCUUCUUUGUGUUGGCCUUUUCUUGGUACAUAAACUAUGAGUCCAAGUUUGAGGACUUGUUUGUUCAGGUCAAGAUCUUGCUAGCACUUGUUCCGCUAAUCUUGUUGCUUAUUGUACACUGCCUCUCCUCCGAGUCGUUUCCGAUUCCUUUGCCGGAGGAGAGGGAGUCGUUGCACCGUGCCGGAGGGUCACCGUGGGGAGUGGCACUCUUGCUUGUGUUCCUCUUCUUUAUGAUGGCUUACCAGUCUUCUUUUCAUGAACGCUGGUUCCCCUUGGUUACUAGAUGAUUUAAGUUGCGUGGGUCAACUUUUUUAUUUUUAAUAUUGAAUUGAUUUAUUCUUUUUUAUUAUGAAAUAAGUCUCGUACUUUAUUUUAUAACAAGGGAGAAUAAAUUAAUUCAUUAUUAACGAAAAAAGUCAAUAUACUUUUUUUGUUUUGAGAAGAGGCAAUUAUAUAGAG